Messenger RNA from Oryzias melastigma (Indian medaka), 460 nucleotides. It is a transcript of the gene rps3, whose product is annotated as ribosomal protein S3. The record is from RefSeq and is a predicted model, not a curated record. Gene Ontology annotation, biological process: positive regulation of apoptotic signaling pathway; translation. Gene Ontology annotation, cellular component: nucleus; cytosolic small ribosomal subunit. NCBI's taxonomy places the organism in Eukaryota, Metazoa, Chordata, Actinopteri, Beloniformes, Adrianichthyidae. Gene Ontology annotation, molecular function: RNA binding; structural constituent of ribosome.
UGCUAUGGCGUUCUGAGGUUCAUCAUGGAGAGCGGCGCCAAAGGUUGUGAGGUCGUUGUGUCCGGUAAGCUGAGGGGUCAGAGGGCCAAGUCCAUGAAGUUCGUGGACGGCCUGAUGAUCCACAGCGGAGACCCUGUCAACUACUACGUGGACACAGCCGUCCGCCACGUCCUGCUGAGGCAGGGUGUGUUGGGCAUCAAAGUGAAGAUCAUGCUGCCCUGGGACCCCAGUGGCAAGAUCGGCCCCAAGAAGCCCCUCCCCGACCACGUCAGCAUCGUGGAGCCCAAAGAGGAGAGCCUCCCCACCGCGCCCAUCUCCGAGCAGAAGGGGGCCAAGCCCGAGGUGCCCGUCAUGCCCCAGGGAGCCCCGGUCCCCACCGCAUAGGAGGGUCCGUCACCGUUCAGCUGGAUGGAGACUCUGUGACUUUUGUGUACAAAACCAAUAAAACCUGGAAAAUACA